Penicillium cinerascens is the source of this 1043-nucleotide messenger RNA. Its product is annotated as Clr5 domain-containing protein. The coding region runs from base 54 to 1043 and encodes 329 amino acids. NCBI's taxonomy places the organism in Eukaryota, Fungi, Ascomycota, Eurotiomycetes, Eurotiales, Aspergillaceae. The record is from RefSeq and is a predicted model, not a curated record. The transcript is spliced from 4 exons.
AUAACCUACGCUCUUCUCCUUUUCUGCUCCAUCACAUUUGAUGUUUGGCCUCCAUGAUGGAUCCCUUUCCGCCCAUCCUCAGCCCUCAAUCGCCCGUGACGCCGCCGUCCAACGUCUUCCGGCCCCGCCGAUCCGACGACUGGCACGAGUAUCGCGAAAUCAUCGAGCAACUCUACCGCACCGACCAGCUGAAGUUACGCGAUGUGAAACGUAUCAUGGAAAGGGACUAUAAGUUCUUCGCUUCAGAAAAACAAUACAAAGACCGUCUUGCUGCCUGGCAUGUGCGAAAAAACAUCAAGGCCGAAGAAGUCCACGUCAUGAUCCGCAAGCAGAAAAAGCGUGCCGCCCGUGGCAAACAGACUGCCUUUCGUCGCAGCGGCCAGGAAGUCGACCAGAAGCGCAUCGCUCGCUUCGUCCGUCGCUACGGUUCAUCCUGGAAUCAGAAACGAGAUAAGGAUGCCGAACUACAAAGCCCCGAGCCACCAACUCCCUCCGAUAUGACCUGCUACACCCCCGAACCAGCUGAAGAAGCCUCAGUGGUGACGCCGAGCUCCCCGCCAGAAGUACAGUCUCCGUCGCGCGAGACGCCUAAUUAUCAGAUGAAUUUCGACCCAAAUCAAAUCCACACCCUCCCCGACCUCGUCAUCGACGACGACUCUCCCUACUCUAUGGAUCUUCACUCCAAUCCUUCUCACCCUCAACGUCGACCCUACCACCCAACAGACCCGGCAACUCAUCCAGUCACAGGUCUUCCCCACCCAGUAUCACACCCAGGACCACACUCCAUCGCAGCCCCGGGUCCUGCACAUCCGCAUCAUCAUCAUCAUCAACAUCAUCAUCAUCACCACCACCACGCCCACCACCGAGACGACGUCGACGCUCCAGGCGAGGUAGUCGCGCACUCGGACGACUGGAACAGACUCGACACCUUCCAAACCCGCCUCGAGGGCCUGCAGUACACGCUCGAUCGGACCAUGUCCAAGUGGGCGCGUGAGCAGGAUCCAAACCAAGAGAUCAGUCACCACGAGGGACUGGGACUGUGA